GAGGGGGGGGGGAGGGGCGGUUUGUUUGUUUGUUUGGUUCGCGGGGAAGAUAUCGCGGCUCUCGCGGUUGAAAUUAAAAUGGGCCGAAAUAGUGAUCGUUGUGUCUGUUUGAAGGACAAACGGCCUCUAAGCGCGCGGGAGGGGUGGGGGGUGAUGGGAGGUCAUAGGUCGUUGCUAUGGUGAGGCGGUUGUCGGCGGAAAGCUGAGCGGAGGCGCAUCGAAACCCGGAGAGGCCCCAACGGGCAAUGGAGUACACCGGCAGCAGCUAUGUCGGCGAGUAUAAAAAUGGCAGGAUGGAGGGACAUGGUAAGUAUACCCUCCCAACAGACACCAUAUACGAAGGAGGGAUGAAAGAUGGCCUGUUUCAUGGUCAAGGUACCUUGUACUUUCCCAAUGGAAGCAAAUACGAAGCCUUUUGGAAAAACGGAGUUAAAUUAUCGGGCAAAUACAUAUUUGCAGAUGGGCUGAAAUACAGUGAUGAAGACUGGAAUUAUUGCGACGCAUAUGACAGACGCUUUUACACUGAAAUAUGCAAUGGAUUGAAACCAGCAGGUCGUUCUCAGCUUACGGACCUGGAUCCUCCAAGAACAAUUCCAGAAGGAUGUUAUGACUGUGGUGAUGGCUUCUAUAACCCCGAAGAAAGAAUAGUCUAUGAUUACAACAAUAAAUUUCUCCGUAACGCCGAUGAUGACGAGAAUGAGUGGAUAAUCCGGACCUGUCGGAAGGGUUGGGAUGAGAUAACGGGAUUCAAGCCUAAAAGCCGUAAGGAGCCAGUUCAGGAGCCUUUCUAACCUUCCCCAGAAGGUUUGAGCUUCAUGGAAUCUCUGCUGCCGUCUGAAAUAUUUGACUCUUUUCACUUCUUAUUUUCACUCUGGAGUUUUGUACAGUUUGAGGAAUCGGCCUGAAAUAUUAUUGCAUUUAAAAAAUGUUUUCGAGCGUUGUACUUUUCUUUUUAAAGGACAGUCACUUUGUAUUGAUUUUUAUUAAGGAAAAAAUUGAAGUGUUGUGCAAUGUUCAUAUUUGAGAAAUGUAAGAACAUUCUAUCAAGUGCAAUUUUCCUCAGUUCUUCAUUUUCUUUGUGUAUCCCAUGAUAAAACAUGCACUUUUAAUAUCCUGAGAAUCAUUUGUUAUGGAGUCUAUAGACUGAAAACAUAACAAAGUGCUUCACAGCUAAUUGCUGUUAAGCAUUGUGUUCUUUUCAUAGGGAAGUGUGGCAAGUACUAUAAAACGCUGUGUAAGUUACGGGCUUACUGAUUAUUUCUGUAUCUGUUAAAUUUUAUUCAGUUUGUAAACUAAUAAGCAUUGAGUCUUCUCUUGGACUAGGUGAAAUACAUGUCCUUGCAGGGCUGUGUAUUAUGGUUGUUAGUCGAUCAGCAGAUUGCUUUUCC
This is a messenger RNA of Callorhinchus milii (elephant shark), 1388 nucleotides long. RefSeq names its product MORN repeat containing 5 (gene morn5). The record is from RefSeq and is a predicted model, not a curated record. The coding region runs from base 246 to 791 and encodes 181 amino acids. The transcript has 5 exons. NCBI's taxonomy places the organism in Eukaryota, Metazoa, Chordata, Chondrichthyes, Chimaeriformes, Callorhinchidae.